Molecule: messenger RNA, 2910 nt
Organism: Lasiosphaeria miniovina
Lineage: Eukaryota; Fungi; Ascomycota; Sordariomycetes; Sordariales; Lasiosphaeriaceae
Exons: 5
Coding region: 1-2910 (969 amino acids)
Biological process (GO): protein deubiquitination
Cellular component (GO): nucleus; cytosol
Molecular function (GO): cysteine-type deubiquitinase activity
Source: RefSeq, a predicted model, not a curated record
AUGGGCCCCGGUCCCGGCGGCGGAGGUCCUCGCCGCGGCGGUCGACCUCAGCAUUACGUUGCCGCCCAUCAUUACCAUCAGCAGCAGCAGCAGCAGCAGCAGCAGCAGCAGCACGUCAACCAGCAGCAGCCAAUGUAUCCCGCCGGCUACAUGGGUCCGUAUGCGGGCGCUCCAUACUACACGCCGCCGCACUAUCAGAACGGCGCCAUGCCCGCCGCGUACAUGCAGGCCCCCUACCCGCCGGCCGCCUACAACCGUUCACCGCCCCCGAUGCAGCACUACGUCCCGCUGGUGCCACAGACGUAUGCGCGUCCUCCACAGCAGUCCCCGGUCGUGUCGGCUCCAUACCAGGCGCCCACUCCGCCCGUUGCUGCCGUACUGGUGCCUCCUCCCCUGACGCCCUCAUCUACCCAUUCGCUUGCUGCUCCUCCCCUUUCUCAUCCUCUCCCACAUCCUGUUGUUGCCGCCGCGCCUCCCAUGACUCCUCCUGUGCAGCAAUACCAACAGAGUGUUCCAGUCCACGUAGAACAACCUGCCGCACCGCAGCCACAACCACAGCACCAGGCACUGACACAACCACCGCUGCCAGCAACACUGCCUCGGCAGCAACCCGAGCCCCAGGUCAAGCUAUCUCCGUCCGUGUCUCCACUAAGAGAGCCCUACAGACCUCCGCUUCCCUGGCUGUCAUGUCCUGGCGUCCCUUUCCCAUCCCGCGCCGCGAGGUCAAAGAGACCCAGAAGGAUGUUGGAUGCCGAUGCCGAGCGGGUGGAACUCCCCCAUACCCAACACGGAUCCUCUCCCGAUAUAUCCUCCGAGACCACCCAGAGCACCGCCACCCAGGUCGAGAAGGUCGAAGAUCAAGCUUCCGUCACCACCCCCAGAGCGACUUCUAGCACCCCCACUCCCAAUAAUCCGAACCGACCGGAGACACCUUCCACUCCAGCACAGCCCUCCGAGGAUGCAACGUCGACCUCGCCUACUACUCCAAGCUCGGUGAACCAGCCUCAGCAGUCGAUCAUCGUAGCAGUCACUCCUAGCAAGCCGGCAAAGUCCGCCACGCGCUCGGCUGUUCCGGUCCCUGCUCUUCCCGUUAUCCCUGCUCUGCCCAAAGCCAGCCCCAAGGACUCGAAGUUUCCGAGCAGCGCUGAGAAGACCCCUGGCGAUGCCAAGCCUGCCGCUGUAGCUACUGCGUCUUCCGAUGAGCAAGUUGCGUCUUUCGAGAAGCCCGACGGAGAGGUUGCUGAGGCUGGGGAGCAGUCUUCUGACGCGGUACAGUCUGCUGCCGCACCGGCCAAGCCAAAGCUGUGGACGAAUCUUUUUGCCAAGGCUGCUUCAACUGCUGCCGCGACGACUGCGUCUGCUGCUGUCCAGGCCAAUACCAACGGCAAUGUGGCUGCAGAUGGCUCGACCGCUGCUUCUGGGGCCGUUGCCGGUUUUUCAAUGUUAAAUGUGAACUCGGUUGCGGAAGCUCUUCAAGAAUUCCGCGUUGGUGGCGCGGAGAAGCUGGCGUUUCUCGAACCCCGGGGACUGGUUAACACGGGGAACAUGUGUUAUAUGAAUUCGGUCUUGCAAGUUCUUAUUUUUUGCGUUCCUUUCUUUGACUUCUUGGAUCAAGUGAGCAAGAGGGCCGUUCACAGCUUCAAGAACGAGACUCCGCUCCUCGAUUCCAUGAUUAUGUUUAUGCGUGAAUUCAAAGUGAUUGACUCAGCUGUAUCGGUCGAGCAACUGAGACGGCGCCUCAAGAACGAGGAGCUGGAAGAAUACGGUGAACAGUUUACGCCAGAGUUCGUGUACGAUGCUAUUCGAAACCUGCCGCGGUUUUCAAGCAUGAGACGCGGCCAUCAACAGGAUGCUGAGGAGUUCCUUGGCUUUCUUCUCGAGGGUCUCCACGACGAGUGCGCCCAGGUGAUCCGUGCCGCCCCUAAUUCGUCUGCCUCCACGGCUCCGAAUUCGUCUCUGCCGUCUCCCUCGACGUCGUCGAGAGCGAACGACACGGCCGAGGGCGGCGAUGACUGGCUAGAGGUUGGACCCCGGCAGCGGGCAGCCGUGACCCGUUCUUCUGGAUACUCACAUACGUUGUCACCAAUCACAAAGAUCUUUGGCGGACAGUUGCGCUCUGAACUGCGUGUUCCGGGCCUGAAGAACUCGGUCACUCUCGAGCCGUAUCAGCCUCUCCAGCUCGACAUUGGCUCGCCCGAGAUCCGAAAUAUCGUGGACGCGUUAAAGGGCCUGACGCGGCCCGAGACGAUUCACGGAGACUUCAACUCGCCUCAUGGCAAGGAUGCGCGGGCAACGAAGCAGAUCUUCAUCGAAUCCCUCCCCCCCGUCCUCAUUCUCCACCUCAAGCGCUUCCAGUUCGAUGCCGAAGGCCAAGGUGGCACAGUCAAAAUCUGGAAGAAGGUUGGUUAUCCGCUGGAGCUUGAGAUCCCCCGCGAGAUCUUGGCUCGGCAGAAGCGCAACACCAUUCUCGGCGAGAAUGGUCUGCCCAAAUACCAGCUCACAGCGGUCGUCUAUCACCACGGAAAGAAUGCUAGCGGUGGCCAUUACACGGUUGAUGUCCGCCGCCAGGACGGCCGUGAGUGGAUCCGCAUCGAUGACACUGUUAUUACGAGGGUUCGGAGCGAAGACGUCGCGGAGGGCGGCGCUGAAGAGGACGCGGUAAAGGCGAGCUCGAGCGAGGGCCGGAGAGAGGCCAGCAACACUGCGGCCGCUAAUAGAUUCGUCGGUAUCAACGACGAAGAGACUGGCGACGAGGAGGGCUGGAAGCAAGCAUCGGCCAGUGGAAAGAAGUGGAGCAGCGUUGUCAACGGCGCGACACCGCCCCCCACCCACGGGUCAAAGGCCAAGAAGCACAAGGACAGCAUCAAGGACAACAAGGUGGCAUACCUUUUGUUCUACCAGCGGAUUUGA